Messenger RNA from Mytilinidion resinicola, 336 nucleotides. RefSeq lists its product as uncharacterized. Gene Ontology annotation, biological process: mycotoxin biosynthetic process. The record is from RefSeq and is a predicted model, not a curated record. NCBI's taxonomy places the organism in Eukaryota, Fungi, Ascomycota, Dothideomycetes, Mytilinidiales, Mytilinidiaceae. The transcript has a single exon. The coding region runs from base 1 to 336 and encodes 111 amino acids.
AUGCUUCAGGAAGGGAAGCAGGCCGGGUAUUCGGUGUUUACGGACGUGUCUGAGCAUAGGGGGCACUGGCCGCAUUGCUUUGAUUACAUGAAGCAGGUUAUUGAGUGCUAUGCAGAUGACUCGAUUGAGACGAGCUUUAUUGAUGUCGAUUGGUAUACGUUUGAUGGGUAUCAUACGCCGGGUAGGCAGUGUCGGAAUAAGGAUUGGUUGUAUGAGGUUACAGAGUGUGGGCAGGGUGGGUGUCCUGGGAAAGAGUUUGCGCACACGGAGGCGGAGGUGGAGAGGAUUGAGAGGGAGCAGAGGAUAGAGGUUGAGAGGUGGAAGGAGAACCAUUGA